GUGAAAGUAGAUGUUGAUGGUGACGUGAAGGUUAAACGACGAUCAAACUUGAACUUGAAUCUUAAAUAUUGCAAUGUGGAUUUCCCAGAAAGCUCUUUAUUUAGCAUUGAUUGUAGUAUCAACUAAUUCCAAUCCAGUAGAAUAUAAAACUUACGCCCCAGCACACGACGAAUACAAAAACACAGACUACCAAUUUAGCUAUGGUGUUAAAGAUUUACAUACCGGUGACAUCAAACAUCAAUGGGAAAAAAAAGAUGGCGACAUGGUUAAAGGCCAAUACUCCCUCGUCGAGCCAGAUGGAUCAAUUCGAACAGUGGACUACACAGCAGACAAACAUUCAGGUUUCAACGCCAUAGUCAAACAUUCAGGUACCUUCAAACAUCCUAUACAAGCUAAGGAAGAACCAACUAGUCAUAACGAAGUAAUACUAAAGCCCAUAGAGGAUCAUUCCCAGUACGUUCACCAAUAUAUUAACGAAGAUCAAGGCCAAAAAUACGUAGCUGAAGGAACUAACUACCAGGAUGAAGAUAAUUCUAAUUUGGCUUAUGAGUACAUCCCGCAAGAAGAGUUAAACCACAGUUAUCCAUAUAAUACAGGUCAAGAAGAAGACGGUGAAGAAUCACAACAUUCUGCUGUUAAAUCGAAAUACAACUUUAAAAGACCGAACGCUAUAAGACACCAUGUUGCUAUUAAAGAAGAAUAUGAAAAAAUUCUACCAGAGCUGCCGAUAGAUUUGAGCCUAAUCAAAAAUAGCCCCAUAGAGCCUGUCGAUGUCAGUUUAAUAAACCCUGUCGAGGUUAAUAUUAACACAAAAACGUCUUAUAAAAAUAAAUACUCUGAAAAAGAUACUUCCUUGCAGCCAUCGCACGAGUUGACAGAAGAAGAAAUUGGUAACUUUUUGAAAGAGUAUUAUAAAAAUAAUCAUUCAGUUGCAGAACCUGAGGUAGAGGGAGGAUUUAAACCUAUUAAAACAAAGGCUAAGAAUACUUUUACACAACCUAUUCCAAACACUUUCAAAUCGAAUAAAAAACCUGCUAGUACUCCAGGUUUGAGCAGUUAUUCUUCCGGUAAUCAUAAUAAAAAUCAUGGACACCAUAUUAGGAGAAAUCCAAAGUUGAGUCAAACAGAUGUGCAGAAAGCAUUUGUUCAAAUGCCUCAUUUCCACUAUUAUGUUCCUAAAGAAGAUUUAUUAGAAGAACAGAAAAAGGCGAACAUCGCUAAACUUUACAGGUCAUUAUCUAGUGGGUAUUAUAGGUAUGCUAAACAUUUACUGUCAAUCUCAGCUCUGCUAGCUGCCACCCAAGCAGGGUACCUAGAUUCAGGCUACUCAACAUCCUACGCAUCUAAUCAUCUAGCUGCUCCAGUCCUAUCUCAUGGUUACGCCGCUCCAGUCGUCUCCCAUGGAUACGCUGCUCCAGUCGUAUCCCAUGGAUACGCUGCUCCCAUCGCCUAUGGUGGUCACGGCGGCCAUGAUGAAUACUCUCACGGCCACCAAGACUACUAUGCCCAUCCCAAAUACCAAUUCGAAUAUGGAGUAAAGGAUCCUCACACCGGAGACCACAAAUCACAACACGAAACCAGAGAUGGUGACGUAGUUAAGGGUUACUACACUGUUGCCGAACCUGAUGGCACCACUAGGACUGUUCACUACACCGCUGACGACCACAAUGGAUUCAACGCAGUCGUUGAAAAAUCUGGACACGCCGUACAUCCUGAAACUUAUAAUACUGGACACGCCGCAUAUCCUGAAACUUACGGCAGUGGACAUUACCAACAUUACUGA
Psylliodes chrysocephalus is the source of this 1783-nucleotide messenger RNA. NCBI's taxonomy places the organism in Eukaryota, Metazoa, Arthropoda, Insecta, Coleoptera, Chrysomelidae. The record is from the annotation of a GenBank genome assembly.